AUGGAGCGAACACUGAGUCUGGCUCUGAUCUCCCUGUGCAUCGCCCUCUGCCUGGGUCAGGGUUCUGUUCCACGCUGUGACAUGGAGCUCUAUGAGGAUGAGGAGUUCGUGUCAAGGCGCUAUGAUCAAAAUAAUCACUCUCCAAGCGCUCGCCACUGUCAGCUGAUGUGCACCCAGAACCCAGACUGCCACAAGUACUUUUCCAAACAGCUGUUUCCUCUUUCUCGAGGACAAUAG
Molecule: messenger RNA, 237 nt
Organism: Knipowitschia caucasica
Lineage: Eukaryota; Metazoa; Chordata; Actinopteri; Gobiiformes; Gobiidae
Source: the annotation of a GenBank genome assembly